GACACCAACAUCCAACAAAGACCAAACCACCGGGAGCUAUCUUGAGCCUCACAACCCGAGACCAGAAGCUUGUUUUGCGCCAUGUUACUAGACCCGCCGCCGUAUUUGGCAGCGCUGCAAGGCAACGUCCGCCAGCGACUGAUUCCGUGGGAUGGCGCCGUUCGCGCAGGCACCCUGACCGAAGACCAACUCGCCCGCAUCCGCGCCGUCGACAAGGUCAAGCGGGAUGUGCGCAAACAAACCGUCGAGGCCGACUUGGAUGGCUACCGCACACUGUUCGUCGGAGAGCCGGGGAAGAAGAGCGUCCUCGAAUCUGCCGCAAAGCGACAGGAUGUGGUGCAGAACAUCCUCGUCCUCUUGAGCGAUCUGCUCGACAGCGUACCGGCGCUAUCUAAAGCUAUCCUCCAGACCGGCGACCCCUACCGACAUUUCCUUCCGCUCCUCGCGCACUCGUCCAACACCGAAGACCCGAUCCCGCUCCUUACCUCGACGGUGCUCGUAAAGCUCCUGUCCGGGUCCCGAGACGAGUCCCCCGCCACGGUCGGCAAGGCCCUUCCCGUCAUCUUCAGCUACCUCUCGUCCCUGACCAAGAACUCGGACGCCGGGCUUCAAGACAUUGGCGUGCAAGAGUACUCGUCCCUGCUCUAUGGGCGGGCGCCGAGGCAGCAGUUCUGGAAGCAACGGAGCGAAACAGUCACGCCCCUUAUCGAGAUCCUCCGAGCGGCGGCCGGUGUUGGCAACAGCGAUGCUUCGGCCAGUCUCUGGAGUGGCGCUACGGGGACGACGAGGAGCGGAUUCGAAGGGUCCCUCAGUGGCGGGGUUGGCCUCCAACUCCUCUACGGGGUGCUGCUGGUGAUGUGGCAGCUCAGUUUUGAGGGCGAGGACAUUGGCGAUGAUAUCAACGAUGAAUACGACAUCGUCCUACUCUACACCCAACUCCUCCGCCUCUCCCCCAAGGAGAAGACCACCCGCCUUCUCAUCUCGACCCUCCUCAACCUCCUCACCCAGAACCAAAACACGCUCCUCCCCACCGCCGUCCUCGCCCGGCUCCCCGCCCUACUCCAGAACCUCAAGACGCGGCAGUUCGCCGACCCCGACCUGCGCGAGGACAUGGACAAGCUACGGGAGCUGCUGGACGAGUACACCAAGACCAAGACGACGUUCGACGAGUACGUCGGGGAGCUCAACUCGGGCCACCUGCGGUGGUCGCCGCCGCACCGCAACACGGUGUUCUGGGCGGAGAACGCGCGCAAGAUCCUCGAGGCCGAGAACGGCGCGCUGGUGCGCCGCCUCGCCGACAUCAUGCGCAAGCCCUGGGACAACGACAAGGCCGUGCUCGCCAUCGCCUGCAACGACGUCGGCUGCCUCGUCCGCGAGGUCCCCGAGAGGCGGAGCCAGCUCGAGCGCCUGGGGCUCAAGACCCGCGUCAUGGAGCUCAUGGCCGAGCCCGACGAGAACGUCCGCUGGGAGAGCCUGCGCGCCCUCGGCGGCUGGCUGCAGUACAGCUUUGAUAGUACCAAGUAGUGUCUGAGUCUGCCUGCGCGGCGCGCUCGAGGGAGCCGGGGGAGGGUGGUCAGCAUGGCGGUGGCGGUGGGUUGGGCGUGUUUUGUGUGUUUUUUUUGUUCUUGUUUUGGCGAAGGCAUGUUAGUUACCUAGGUACGUUACAUGUUGGACAUGGUGAUCUGGCAUCCGGAAUGGCACUUUAGACUGGCUCGAGUUCUGUUGGUUGUACUUGGUACUUGAAUACAUGUGGUGUAUGCUCUGUUUGGUCCGAAUAUCCGGACGGACUUAUGUUUUCAGAACUAUGAAACCGACCGUUAUAUCGGUUAGUUAACCCAGGAAUGGUCAACAACUCACA
This is a messenger RNA of Chaetomium fimeti, 1858 nucleotides long. RefSeq names its product armadillo-type protein. Gene Ontology annotation, cellular component: vacuolar proton-transporting V-type ATPase, V1 domain; fungal-type vacuole membrane. The coding region runs from base 82 to 1524 and encodes 480 amino acids. Gene Ontology annotation, biological process: proton transmembrane transport. The transcript is spliced from 3 exons. Gene Ontology annotation, molecular function: proton-transporting ATPase activity, rotational mechanism. NCBI's taxonomy places the organism in Eukaryota, Fungi, Ascomycota, Sordariomycetes, Sordariales, Chaetomiaceae. The record is from RefSeq and is a predicted model, not a curated record.